AUGAAACUCAUCAUCACCGGAGCAACCGGAAACGCCGGCUCAGGCAUCCUCGCAGCCGCCCUCGCCUCUCCUCAAAUCACUCAAGUGACCCUCCUCUCCCGCCGACCCGUCCCCACUUCCCACCCCAAACUAUCAACCAUCCUCCUUCCCUCUGCCGAGCACCCCUCAGGCUUUGACGCGUGCCCGACCGACCUGGUCGAGAAGCUCAGAGGACAUACUGGUGUGAUUUGGGCACUGGGGAUCAGUCAGACUCAGGUCUCCAAGGAGGAAUAUGUCAAAAUAACGCACGACUACACGAUGAGCUUCGUCAAGGGUCUAUCGACGCUCGGGACCCCUUCUCAGCCUUUCAAAUUCAUCUUUAUCUCGGGCGAAGGGGCAGAUCAGUCCGAAAAAGCCCGAACGCUCUUUGGGAACAUCAAGGGCCGGACGGAGAAGGAGAUCCGGCUGUCGGAGACCGAGGGGUUCAGGACGGUCUCUGUGCGACCCGGCGGCAUCAUCCCUAUAGUUGAGCACCGCCCGGAAAUGAGCUUUCUCAUGAGGACAGGCCUACCUGCGCUGGGGGCGGUAUUCCGAGCAGUCUAUCCAUCGAUGGUCAUCAACUCGGCCGAUCUGGGUACGGCGACGGUGAGGAUGGCGACGAGCGAUUGGGGCUGGGAUUUGAAGACCGAGGAAGGGUGGAUUGGGAAUGGGAGGUUGGUCGCGGCGUUGGCGGCUGCGAAGCACGCCCAGCAGGAUAUAUAG
Molecule: messenger RNA, 741 nt
Organism: Dioszegia hungarica
Lineage: Eukaryota; Fungi; Basidiomycota; Tremellomycetes; Tremellales; Bulleribasidiaceae
Exons: 4
Coding region: 1-741 (246 amino acids)
Source: RefSeq, a predicted model, not a curated record